ACCCGGCACCACCUAGCCAAACGAGGCACAAGGGUCCCGCAUAGCUGGCUGGCUGGCUGGCUGGCUGGCUCCUGCGCCUCGAGGUCCAGAAGAUCUUUCCCGUACGCCCUGCGCCGGCACCAAAGCCCGCGGGCGUCGUGCAGCGGGCCAUAAAGCCCCCCCUCCCCCUCCCUCCCGGCCGAUCACCCGCCCGACGAUUAACGAGUGUUCAGCCCUCGCUUCCCGCCGGAGCCUACCACGAUCCCUCAGCCCUACCUGCUUACGAUAUACGCGAGUCUAGGCGGGCAGUGACGAAGAGGGUGGGAGAGCGAGCCAACGAGCUUACUAUCGCAUCUGAAGCGUGGGAGAGGGAUGCUGAGAACGGGACUUGCUGCAAAUCUCGCUUCUCUCCCUCUCCCCCUCUCUCUGUGUGCCUCUGACCCUUUGUCUCCAUCGACUCGUCCCUCGCAUAAGAUCCCACUUACCUCCGCUAGCCAGAAGGGCCUUUUACCCACAAACAAACGAGGUCUUGGGGGCAGAGAGAGAGACUCAGCUGCACUGCAGUUGCGUUGGUAUGCGCAGGGGAUACUUCGGAUCGCCGUGGCGCCCAAUUGGAUGUCUCCGAUGAGGCAGGCGGAGAAGGAUCUCUGCCAAUUAGAGAUGCAGAGAUGGACAGGGGGCCGUGCUGAUAGAGGGCCUCCUGGAAGCAACGCCAGGGGUCUAAAGUGAAACCCUUGAUUGCACCAGCCGGCCGAGCCGAACCACCUCGAU
Molecule: messenger RNA, 750 nt
Organism: Microstroma glucosiphilum
Lineage: Eukaryota; Fungi; Basidiomycota; Exobasidiomycetes; Microstromatales; Microstromataceae
Exons: 1
Coding region: 352-708 (118 amino acids)
Source: RefSeq, a predicted model, not a curated record